CCCGGCGCUGCUCUGUGCAUGCCUUUUUGCAGCAUUUUGGAGCUAUUUCGAGCAUCACUACAGCAUUAAAAAAAUCUGUUCAAAUUACGCAUGAGGCCUCUAAAUUGCUUGUUUUCUAGGGGCUGUUUCCCCAGAGCUGUAUUUGGGAAUACAAGGAGAAAGCAACUCAGCUAGGGGUUGUAUGUCUUUGCAGCACUUGAUGUGAAAGAGUUUGAUUGGAGCAUGGAGCCUGUCUCCCCGCUGGAAGCAGGGAUUCCUGCAGGAAAAAACUCACCCGUGCCACAGAAGAAAUUCCGUGUCUUGGUGGGGGUGACUGGAAGUGUGGCUGCUCUGAAGCUGCCCCUGCUUGUCGUGGAAUUGCUGAAAAUCCCUGGGCUCGAGGUGAAGGUGGUCACUACCGAGAGAGCAAAGCACUUCUACAAUGCUCAGGAGAUUCCUGUCACCCUCUAUGGCGAUGAAGAUGAAUGGCAGCUGUGGAAGGAUCGGUCGGACCCCGUCCUGCACAUCGAGCUCCGGCGCUGGGCUGACCUGAUGGUGGUGGCACCUCUGGAUGCCAACACGCUGGCAAAGGUUGCCAAUGGCAUCUGUGACAACCUACUGACUUGUGUCAUCCGCGCAUGGGAUCUGAGCAAACCUCUGCUCUUCUGCCCAGCCAUGAACACGGCCAUGUGGGAGCAUCCCAUCACAGCUCAGCAGGUGGAGCAGCUGAAAGGCUUUGGCUACACGGAAAUCCCCUGUGUGGUAAAGAAACUCGUGUGUGGAGAUGAAGGCCAAGGUGCCAUGGCAGAAGUGUGGACCAUCCUGGAGAGAGUUAAAAGGAUCCUUGAAGAACUGGAUGUGCCAAGGCAGAGCUGAUGUUUUGGCAUGUAGAUGGUGUUUUUGUGCCUUUCUGAUGGUUUAGAGAUAAACCCAGCAGGAAGCCAAGCUGCCUGUGGGUGCCCCUGGUAUGCAUACCUAUAGCUGCUCUUCAACAGAAGGAGCCAACCGUUGUCUUGCAGCUGGUGCCAAACAGUUGGUACAUCACUGCAGACUUUUGAAAACCAAAGCCAAGAAUGUGCUGCCUUAGGGUGAAAAACUCUGUGUAGUAUCUUGCAGACGGGGACUAACAUUCCUGAGACUGUUCAGCACCCUGUACUUCACAGCCUGCUCUGUUCCCAGGAGGCUGCAGAAGGUUUUUCAGCUCCAGUCGUUUCCCCAAGGACUUCUAGAGAGGAGGAUGCUGUGCAAACUCUGGUGAUGGGGAUAACGCCAGCUCCUUCCAGCAUGUGUGGCUUGGACCAUCCCUGCUCUCCGAAGCUCGGUGUGUAGCUGUGCUGGCUGCAUGUUCCCAGCAGGAGUCACUGUCCAAAAAGCAUUUUCCCUCUGGGAACUUAAUAAAAAAGAGUUUUUAAUCCUGCCUCUGAUGAAUUGCCUCCUGUAGCUGCUCUGGAAGGUGUUCACACCUAACAUCUUUGCUAAGUUGUUGUGUCUGCUUGUGUUUUUUUAUCAGAUGUGGAGAAAAAUUGACUGAAAGGAGCGCUCUAACCCCCAAAUUAGCCUUUGCCCUUUUGUAACUGUUGGCUGUUCCAAAAUUCCACCUGCCCAUCCGGGUUCUCCAGUUAGGAAAUUAAGAGGCCGGGCCCUCACAGAAAGCCAGGGUGCAUGUUUCCCAAAGGAAUGAAGUGAAACUUCACCUAUGAUGAUCCUUUUCAGUUUGAAAGUUAACUGACAGGCAUGAAUAAAUUGGGAAAUCCUGUGCCCUCAUGGGCCAGACCAGGGCUCCCCCAGUCCAGUCCAGCCUUUCCUUGGGAAUGUGAUCUUGCUCACGGGGGAAUGGAAGCAAAGCUCUGCUGCUGUAGCAGAGCACUGCUGACCAACAGAGGUUUUUAACUAAACCCAGACAGAUUUAAGGCCUUUGGUACAGCACGUGCAUCUUGCCUGUGGGGGAACCUCCAGCCUGCUGCACACGAGGGAAGAAGUUAACAGGUUAGGUUUGCUUGCCUUAUCUAUCCCACACAAGUAAAAACCUCUGAACUUUCCCUGUUUUGACUCUUCCACUGACAGAGAUCCAGGGAGUCAAAGCUUUUGAGAAGGAUCCUGGUGUGAGCAGAGCAUGUGGCUACUGUGGUUGUGAACUUUGCGUUUUGCCAGGAUUUAUGGUGUGACCUCCUGCAUCAUUUGCUCGUGUUCUUACAUGAUGAAGCUCUCAGCCUCUCAGAGGAUCUUACUUUAAGCUUAUUGAAGGCAGUAAUAGAGAUGCUGUUGGAUUUCCAUGAGUUUUGAUGGUGAAUGUUGUUUCUACUUACAGGGAAAUGUGUGUUCUGGCAGUUACAAUUGCCACUUGCCCUGGGGCUCUGCCAUGGACAUCUCCUGUGGUCAGAGUUGCUUACCUUCCUUCUGGUCCCUGACUUGGCAGCCCAGAAAAUCCAACAGUGAGAUUCCUCAUACCAGGACAAAACACUCUGUCCC
Molecule: messenger RNA, 2448 nt
Organism: Lepidothrix coronata (blue-crowned manakin)
Lineage: Eukaryota; Metazoa; Chordata; Aves; Passeriformes; Pipridae
Gene: PPCDC
Product: phosphopantothenoylcysteine decarboxylase
Exons: 7
Coding region: 223-855 (210 amino acids)
Biological process (GO): coenzyme A biosynthetic process
Cellular component (GO): phosphopantothenoylcysteine decarboxylase complex
Molecular function (GO): FMN binding; phosphopantothenoylcysteine decarboxylase activity
Source: RefSeq, a predicted model, not a curated record